This is a messenger RNA of Populus nigra (black poplar), 2235 nucleotides long. RefSeq names its product glycerophosphodiester phosphodiesterase GDPDL6-like. Gene Ontology annotation, biological process: lipid metabolic process. The transcript is spliced from 9 exons. The coding region runs from base 1 to 2235 and encodes 744 amino acids. Lineage: Eukaryota; Viridiplantae; Streptophyta; Magnoliopsida; Malpighiales; Salicaceae. Gene Ontology annotation, molecular function: glycerophosphodiester phosphodiesterase activity. The record is from RefSeq and is a predicted model, not a curated record.
AUGAUCAAGUAUCUGCUUUUAGUUUCCUUGGUUAUCCAUGCAACAUUGGCGAAUUCGGAAUCUGCUUCCAAGAAAUGGCUAACACUAAAUGGCCAGCGACCUUCUGUGAUAGCCCGCGGAGGGUUCUCGGGGCUUUUCCCUGAAUCCAGUGACUUUGCAAAUCAAAUGGCGCUUGGGACAAGCGUCCAUGAUGUGGUUGUGCUCUGCAAUUUACAACUAACAAAAGAUGGGGUUGGGAUUUGCCAGGGAGAUAUCAGGCUUGACAACACAACAAAUAUAGCAAUGUUAUUUGAAAAGGGAUCAAAAACCUACAAGGUAAAUGGGCAGGAUCUUACUGGGUGGUUCGCAUUAGAUUUUACAGCUGAUCAGCUCCUUGCCAAUGUAUCUUUGGUGCAGAAUAUAUUCUCUCGGCCGAGUGCAUUCGACGGGAUGCUGCCCAUGUCUACUGUUGACGAUGUCAGAAAUUCCAAUCCCCCAGCAUUUUGGUUGAAUGUUCAGCACGAUGCGUUCUAUACGGAAAACAAACUGAGUGUCACAAAUUACAUUCAAAAGGCAACGAGACUGCAGGGUGUAAAUUACAUUUCUUCUCCUGAGAUUGGUUUCUUAAAGAGAAUGAAUGGAUUAGUGAACAAGGCUAAGACCAAGCUCAUCUUUGUGUUCCUGGACAAAAAGGCAACUGAACCCACAAGCAGUCAAACUUAUGGUUCAAUAUUGGGAAAUCUUGCCACGAUCAAGAAAUUCGCUUCCGGGAUUGUUGUCCCAAAAGAUUACAUAUGGCCUGUUAAUACGGCUAAUUAUCUCGCUGCUCCCACUAGUCUAGUAAAUGAUGCUCAUAAACUGGGUCUUGAAGUAUAUGCUUCUGGCUUCGCGAACGACUUCACUACAAGUUAUAAUUAUAGUUAUGAUCCAUCAGCCGAGUAUCUGCAAUUCAUUGAUAAUUCUCAGUUUUCUGUUGAUGGGUUGAUUACAGAUUUUCCUCCUACAGCAUCAGAAGCUGUUGCAUGUUUUGCUCAGUACCCUGAUAUCAAACCUACAAAAGGACAAGCUUUGAUCAUAACUCACAAUGGAGCAAGUGGAGUUUAUGCUGGGAGCACCGAUCUUGCUUAUCAGCAAGGAUUAGAAGAUGGAGCUGACAUAAUAGAUUGCUCUGUUCAAAUGUCGAAGGAUGGAGUGGCUUUCUGCUUGGAUUCGGUGGAUGUUACCAGAGAUACAACUGCUGCAGCUACCUUUAUGUCUCUUUCUACCACUAUCCCUGAAAUUCAACAGUCUUCUGGAAUUUUUUCGUUUGACCUUUCAUGGAGCGAUAUUCAAACCUUGCAACCUCAAUUGACAAGUCCUUUUGAGAAUAAGGGUGGCUUGCCAAGAAACCCUGCAAACAAGAACAAGGGUAAAUUUUUAACUCUUGCUGAAUUUCUAGAAUUGGCUAAAGUAAAGGCAGUUACCGGGAUUUUAAUCAACAUAGAGAAUGCCGCUUACCUAGCAUCACAGAAGGGUCUUGACAUAGUAUCUGCUGUUAACACUGCCUUGAGCAAUGCCACAUUUGACAAGCAAUCCACUCAAAAAGUCCUGAUCCAAUCAGACGACACUUCAGUGUUGUCCAAGUUUCAGAAUGUCCCAGCAUACAGUAGAGUACUAUAUCUUAAAGAUGAAAUCAGUGAUGCACCCAAGACACCAGUGGGUGAGAUAAAAAAAUAUGCAGAUGCGGUUACUCUGCCAAGAUUCUCCAUUGUGCCCACCAUUGAUGGCUUCACUACAGCAACAACCAAAGUCGUAAAUGAAAUGCAUGCUGCGAAUAUCUCAGUAUAUGUCACAGUUCUAAGGAAUGAAUUUGUUACCCUUGCAUUUGAUUACUUUGCGGAUCCUACAAUAGAGAUUGCAACUUACACUUCUGGGAUUGGCGUUGAUGGAAUCAUAACCGAGUACCCAGCAACUGCAAGCAGAUAUUUAAGAAAUCCAUGUUCUUCUGAUUCCAUGCCCGAGAGCUCAUACAGCAUCAUUCCAGCUGAAGCUGGUAGUCUGCUGAAGACAGUUCCUGAAGAAACACAGCCCCCAGCAAGUUCCCCAACACCAGCCUUGGAUGUUGCAGAUAUUGUCGACCCACCACUCCCUGCAGUGACCAAACCUGCCUCCCCUCCUCCUGCAACUUCUCCUCGUUCAAGUGCCCUAGCAAACAUUGCUAACGUGGGCCUUUCUUUAGUAGCAAUCGUGGUGUUUAGUUCGCUGUCUUUGAUGUAA